Molecule: messenger RNA, 4289 nt
Organism: Blastomyces gilchristii SLH14081
Lineage: Eukaryota; Fungi; Ascomycota; Eurotiomycetes; Onygenales; Ajellomycetaceae
Exons: 2
Coding region: 1-561 (186 amino acids)
Source: RefSeq, a predicted model, not a curated record
AUGGAGCUCGAAGAUUUGAAUGAAAUGAUCUAUGAUAUUGAGGCCUCCGAGCAGGUGAUCGAGUCAACAAUGAGUUGUCCCAACCUUGGUUUCUAUUUCUACGGUGCAGACUCGGAUCAGAUUGGAUAUGUUGGGAUUUUGCCCAAACAAAUGUGUCUGCGGUUUCUUUUCAAGACCUUGAUCUUACCAGCACGAUUCGAAGCCGCCCGACGCUCUAGGAAUGCAAAUGCCCCCUUAUUCCUACCAAACCCUUCCGAUUGUGGGCGGAGAAUUGGAGAGAGACUAGACCAGAAGAGAAAGCAUCUGAUAGUGGGGCCCUUUAACCCUUCUGAGAUAUUCGGGGCUUUGAGUCAGUUAACCACCCCAAUGCAAGGGUCACUAACUGACGCAAUUCAUCGGGACUUUUUUAUGGCUAGUCAGUCAUAUGUAUCCUCUCUAUCUCUUGUCUUUUUUUUUACCAAAGUCUCUAAGACCAUUGAUGCGCUAUCAAGUAUAGCGUACAUCAAGUUUUACUACGAUCUUAUCUUAUUUCCUUCUCUUUCAACAAAAUCAAUGGGCUAGACCUGAAAAUAUGGUUUCAUUGUUCAGCGCAUAUAAACGUGCAGGGUCAUUAUUACGCUACACGAUACACGCACGGAAAACCCUAUGUGCCCUAAGAAAGCCGAAUGACUGAGAAAGCAGAAUCAUGUCGCUGCUUCUUCUGGUCGUUCGACAACAUCGAGCGAAGCUUUACCGUUUAAAACCUCACUCUUUCCUAUCGUCAGGAAAACGAGCGGCGCUGCCGAAGAAGGCCCUGCCUGGGUUGCGGAUACCGUUUGACUUCAUAAAAUGAUCAAAUGCCAGGGGAAAAAAGACCGCGAACCUUUUGGUUGUUGGAAUGCCGACAAUUGGUUUCGGUUUUGCUUCGCAUAAUGUAAAUUCAAUAUUGAAUACCGCUGAGUGUGCAGCAUAUUGGUAGCAUGUCACUCAUACUUGAAAAAGAUCCAAGUCAAACCUCAAUUCUAACGCCUACGGCAGCAGUGAUUAAAUUUAAUGCUGAACACCAGGAAUGUUAAGUUCUUCGCCAAAACCUCCGUUUAGAGACUCGGGGCCGUCCGUGUGCGCUCAUGAGGAUAAGUGGAGUUUGAAGGGAGAUUUCAUUUGAGAAGCCCGCGGGUUUCCAUCAAGCCGAAUUCGCGAUCUAGCGUCUGAAAAAGAAGAGAUGGGGAAGGUCAAUGUAUGGAAGGCGAAGUUAUCCAGAAAUAGCCUCGAAAAAACAGGCGUCAUCUGCCGGGCGACGCACGCGGAGAUGGCGUUAUACAUGGAAAAGCUACAUCAUCAGAAAGUAUGGAGACAACACUCUUGUUGUUUGUGCGUAUGAAGAUAAGAUUAAACCUUUACGAGUGGCCUCUAUCACAGACCAAGACGAUGACCCGCCUGCUUGUUAUAUGCGCGGCGGGCCACAUUACGCUAGUUGAUGCCCAAGGAAAAACGGAAGUGCUAGCUGUCAGGCAAACCAGGUGGAAAAUGGCCAUGAAGAGACAAUGCAGGCCACCCAACUUUCGUCCACGAUCUUAUGGUUUUGAAGCUCGACAAGGGGACCAACGGAGCCGAAACGCCACAUGGUCAUAUAGACCUCCGCGGUUCCAAUAGUGUCUCUGUUCCUGCUGUAUAUCUGGUCCUUAACUAAGAGCGCACGUCUUAUGCGAUAGCGGUUUACGCUAGCAUACCUGUCGGACAAAGACAUAGCGCUUCACAAGAUUCUGGAGCAUAUUGAAAAGGCAACAGGCCAGUUGCCUGGUGUAUAUGAUAAAGGGAAUGAAGCAGUCAUCGGGAAUCUCACUGUGAAGUGUCAACUAUCAACUCGACAAAGCUCAGCAACGCUUCUACAUGGCUGUACAAGCCAACGACCAUGCAUGUCAGGAAGCAGAGGAAAUCCUUGAGAAGUUGCUGAUCACUAAUGACACUGACGAUGAUGCAGAGACCACAGUCUAUGAUGCCAUCAGAAUGAACAGUGUUAUGAUAACGACUCAUUUGUGAGGAUCUGUCAUACAGAUGACAUUGCUGAGAAUUAUUCAGCUAUGGAUGAUUGUACGGCGACGUCUCUAGCGCUUGCUCGUCAGACUUGAGACCAUGCGGCAUUCUUGAAUGGAUGGAGGCGGGAAUCUAACCGCCUGCUAGAUAAGAGGGGAAACGUCCAUUCUGUCUCGUCAAUGAAAAGCGCCGAGAGUGAAGCGGCCUUUGGCUUUUGUCAUCUUUUUCAAAGGCGAAGCUUUUAUGAUCCAUGGACCCGACGAUGAGCGUGUCUCUUCGGGCGACGACGCUAUUUUUAUACGCGUCCGGACGAGGUGACUACGGCAUGCUCGGGCUGAAGGAUGUCUUCUCUGUCUCUUCCUCUGUUGAAGAGACAAAAACAUUCUUGUUAAUCAAAACUUUCUCGGACAAUAACCGUCUUGUCCCAUCUUGGGCCUCCUGAAGAAAUACCAUCCAAUGUAUGGACUAUUUAUCGACAACGUGAUUCCAAUAUUGUCCAAAUCCCAAGAUACCCACCCAGGGUUGAAGAGAUGUCAACUUCACGUUAUCACCUUAAUGUUUACCAAGACUCUUAGACUACAAUCUUUCUUCUCAUAGUGUAUUUCUUACGCCGGAUUUUGUAUGUUAAUCGUCAGAGGGUGUUACAAUCACGUAUGCCCGACUCGCCGACUGCAUCGCAUCAUCAUCCAGUCAUUGCUGAAGGCAUAAACUCUUCACCAAACGCCCGCGUGUACCCCACACAAAAGGAUUGGCCCUUGCUUUGAGUCUGUACAAUGUAGGGAGCCAGGAAAUCCACGGUUCAUCAAUCCGUCCAUGACAAAAGAGGUCACACGUGGGCAUUUAUUGUGGUGGUUCCAGUCUUUUCUGGAAUUGGGUCUGAGAGUAUGCGGUAGCUUUCCACCCCAAAAAGCGGUCCUUAUGGCUCUAUGUACAGGGGACCCAAACCACACAAAUCACAGAUAUAUGACUGGAAUGCUAGAAAUCUUACAAUCCCCGAUCUCCCGCGGAUGAAGCAAACGUCAUCAAAAAUACACCAACCCCCCUAAAAGGUGGGGGGGUUGUCUUCAAUCAUGCAAUGAUUCUAACAACCCCCAUCAUUCUAGACACAGUACUUCCCGCGCUGGCUUCUGGAUCUAUCAAAUAUGGGUGCUCGUACGCGUGGUUGAUGAUGUGUCUGAAACUCAAGACGACAACCAAUCCCUUCGAAUUGUAGACAGGCCAUUUUGAAGUUUGCCGAAAGAAACCAAAGCCGUGUUCAUCGACUGCGCAAACGGAAUUGAUUCUCUGUAACAUAGGCUUAUCACGGCUGGAGCUCGAAAUUGGCACGUCCGUCCAAAUAUAUUAAUCGAUAGAGGAUGGGAAUUGGGUGAUGAUUAGAUCGAUCGCUCACCGUUAUGCUUGAUUUUGUAUAAGAGGACAUAGAUGUUGUCUCGUCUUGUUAGCAUCCCCUCAAAUAGCAACUCGGCUCAGGAGGUCAUCAGCAAAGAGCUAGCUCGGUCUUUACAUAUCUGUUUUUCUGAGGAAUCAUGAUCUAUCAUGGAUUCCUGCGGGGAAGGAAGGGUACAAGGUAUUGACGUUCUCCUUCCAGUGCGGCUCGACCAGCCUGAAUCUCCACCAUGGCCCCAAAUAUGAUAACCGCCUCAAUUUUGUUCUUUAACAAAAUCAACUGCAUCUAUUACUAUGUUUUGCACAGGUCAGACUAGUUGGUGUCUCCUUAGUGGAACGCCAUGUGGUAGUGGUCCUGGAAAUAUCAUAGGAUGAUUGAAGCCUACGCUGAUUUAUUUAGAGAACAUGUGCUUUAAGCGGCGCAUUUUGGGGUGUGAACAGUUUGCCGUUAGAGUCAAAAGUAUGCUCAAAAUGGGUGGUAACGGUUAACAAUAAGGAAAGACAUAGAGAUCAUUCAUAUAUGCACAAAAGUUUGACUAUAUCUAGUGGCUAGAGACAUCUCCUAAUUAAUUAUCCUUUGUCAAGGGACUGAAUCUUGUUUCUUUGAUUGACAUAGACUGUGCACUUUCUCAUCUCGCGCAGCACAAUUUGUCUCCCUUCUGCCCUCCGUUCCUUGACACCAUUUCACUCUCAUCUUUUCGACACUCUAGUGUAGAGUGAGAUCGAGUGAUAACAGGACAAUGGGCGGCGUGGGCGAUGUUCCGGCGGAUAUCCGCUGAAAUCCUCAUCCAGCACUAGUCCUAAAUCCUGGUGUGAAAAGUAGCAAUAGAGGAUUCUCUCCUACUGGGUAAGGGACACAAAUCAUUCCACUCGAGGCAACAUGUUCCGGC